AGUGUUGCUAGCAGAAUAGUAGUGCAGCUUCCUACAUAGGGUUUUCAUAAAAAAAUAACCAUGGCGGCCACAGAAAUAGCUAGGCAAGCGGGAGAAGGUGCUCGUGCCGUCCCUCUAGCCGGCCAUGUCGGCUUUGAUAGCAUGCCCGACCAGCUGGUCAACAAGUCUGUCAACCACGGCUUCUGCUUCAACAUCCUCUGUGUCGGGGAAACGGGCCUGGGCAAGUCCACUCUUAUGGACACCCUGUUCAACACCAAGUUCGAGGGCGAGCCCACCCAGCACAACCAGCCGGGCGUGCAGCUCAAGUCCAACACAUACGAGCUCCAGGAGAGCAACGUGCGCCUCAAGCUGACCGUGGUCAACACUGUGGGCUUCGGAGACCAGAUCAACAAAGAGGACAGCUACAAGUCUAUUGUUGAGUUUAUCGACACCCAGUUCGAGGCCUAUCUGCAGGAGGAGCUGAAAAUCAAGCGCACGCUACACAGCUACCACGACACGCGCAUCCACGCCUGCCUGUACUUCAUCGCGCCCACCGGACACUCCCUCAAGUCCCUGGACCUGGUCACUAUGAAGAAACUGGACAGCAAGGUCAACAUCAUCCCCAUCAUCGCCAAAUCAGACGCCAUCUCCAAGAGCGAACUGACCAAGUUCAAGAUCAAGAUCACCAGCGAGCUGGUCAGCAAUGGCGUUCAGAUCUACCAGUUCCCCACCGACGACGAGACGGUGGCAGAGAUCAACUCCACCAUGAACGGCCAUUUGCCGUUCGCCGUUGUGGGCAGCACGGAGGAGGUAAAGAUCGGCAACAAGAUGGUGAAAGCGCGGCAGUACCCCUGGGGAACGGUGCAGGUGGAGAAUGAGAGCCACUGUGACUUUGUGAAGUUGCGGGAGAUGCUGAUCCGGGUGAACAUGGAGGACCUGCGGGAGCAGACACACACGCGCCACUAUGAGCUCUACCGCCGCUGCAAGCUGGAGGAGAUGGGAUUCAAGGACACGGACCCCGACUGCAAACCCUUCAGUCUGCAGGAGACGUACGAGGCCAAGAGGAACGAGUUCAUGGGCGACCUGCAGAAGAAGGAGGAGGAGAUGAGGCAGAUGUUCGUCCAAAGAGUCAAGGAAAAGGAAGCCGAACUGAAGGAGGCCGAGAAAGAGCUGCACGAGAAGUUUGACCGGCUCAAGAAGCUGCACCAGGAUGAGAAGAAGAAGCUGGAGGACAAGAAGAAAUCCCUGGAUGACGAGCUCAACGGCUUCAAGCAGAAAAAGACGGCCGCCGAGCUCCUGCAGUCCCAGGCCCAGCAGGCAGGGGGCUCAACCACACUCAAGAGGGACAAGGAGAGGAAAAAUAAUCCCUGGCUCUGCACUGAGUAGGUGCUUCCACCCUCAAGCUUUGCUAAGGGACCAGGCUUUGUGGGUAGCGGGUACCCCAAGGCUGAGGAGAGGCAUUGUGAACCCACCCUUCUGGGUUUAAAAAAACAAAAACAUUCAUCUGCUUUAUGUAUUAACAAAAGGAUACUCCUAUCUGUAUUUCAUUGCUGCUCUAUGUGCUCACUCUGGCUAAAUCUGUCUUUUGCGUAUGGUUAUGCUUUUUUGUCAUGUCGUGUUCUUGCUGUGCUGACUGACUAAUAUCCCCAUUUGCUUUUUGCUUCUGUAGGGAUAGAUAUUUUCUGGACAGUUUUUGUUGUGCACUUCUUGGUAGUUUUUCCAUCAUUUGUAGGUUUAAGAUUGUCUGUUUGAUUUAUUAACUGACACUGAAUACCUUUUUUUUGUAUUUACAGAGGACAUAAUAUCUGCUGCAAGCAGUUCUCAUAAGCAAUUGAUUCAAUGUUUUAAAUCCGUAUUAUGCUCAAAUUGAAUUGGUCAGCUCAAGUACUGUAGUAUUUUAUUAUAUGAGUAGUUAUUUUUAGCUUACCACACAGACAUUGCAUUUGGAACAGAGUUAGUGUCAUUUGAAGUACAGUAGCAACUAUACAUGCGUUAGGAAAACCCAAAUACGUACUGUCUUCCCUCCCAAAAUGUCAGUAAUCCUUCUGGUAGGCACUGUUGCUCUCCCUGACUGCUUGGGCAUCUCUUGUAACCUUGCAUUUGUCUCCUUUCUCUCUAGCUUCUUUUAAUCUGUCUUGGCCACCUGUCUGAAGAGGGGAUUGCAGCUUCAACAAGAACUAAGCACCCAUUUCCUCUUCCUGUCUUUUCUCACUGCAUCAACCUUUUUUUAACUUCCAUCUCAUCUGCUUUGUUGAACAUGGCCGUAUGUGGACUUCACAUGGUAUUUUUUGGAUAGUUUACCUUUUGCCACCUAAUCAAGGUACACUUUGGCAAGUGGGAGUCCUUCACUGAUAAUAUUUUGCAGAUCUGUCUUGGUGUAUGAAUGAACAAAGCUUUGUUCAGGUGCUCAGGUAGGAUUCUAAACAGUUGUUCAAGAGAAAAACAUUAAACCAAUAGUUUCAUCAUACCAUAUGUGGCAGAGCCAAGGCUCCUGAUUAAUUUAUAUUUUGCAUAAAACUAUCAGAACUUAAUUGACAGUACAUUUUAAGAAAGUCUUUAUGUAAUAAUGUUCAAUCAUAUAUUCAGUCUAUUUUGAGAAGGACUGUUUUGAAAUAACCACUAUUACAAAUUAUUUACAAUGACGGCCUACCCCGGCCAUAGCCUAACCCGGACAACGCUGGGCCAAUUGUGCGCCGCCCUAUGGGACUCCCAGUCACGGCCAAUUGUGAUACAGCCUGGAAUUGAACCAGGGUCUGUAGUGACACCUCUAGCACUGAGAUGCAGGGCCUUAGACUGCUGCACCACUCGGGAGCCCCUAUGAAUACAAAUGGCACAACCCUCAAUAAAGCACUGAUAAAGCCGACAUAUUCAAUUGGUGAUUGAUAGUGUGACGUCUUGCGUGUGAGUAGUAUAAACUUUUGUCAAUACGGAUUUAAAAACCAUAGGACAAUUGCGAUCCAAAUAAAUACAGUAUUCUUUGUUCACUGCAUAGGUUGUUUCAUUGGAACUUAGAAGAGCCAAAGACAUGUUCAUGUCAAGCACUUAUUUAGUGAAAUCACCUUUUCCGUACUGAAAUACCAUGUAGGUCACAUUUAAUGCGCUUUACGCAUUGUGCUUUAACUAACAUCAGUCUAUUCUGUAUAUUGCAUGUCUUAUGCUCUUUUUUUUUAUUUCAUCACCUCUGUGAUCUUGACCUUUUCCCCAUUGUAGUUUUCUCCCCUAACAGUUCCGUUUUGCACUCUUUCACAUUUGAUGCUCUAUUGUUUGGACCAGUUUUAUCUUGUGUAUUACUAGUUGUUAUGUGCAGUUAUACCCCUCUCCACAAUUUCCGGCACCCAUAUUGCCAAAUAUUACAAUGAGAUGGAGUUGAAUCCUAGAUACAGAUAGAUACUCAUGCAUUUGUAUAAUUUAUAAGGAUAUAUUUUGUGUAUGGAAGUGGAGACCUGUUUAUGAAAUAUGAUCUUUGGACGUGACUCUUCUCUCUGUGUAAAGUUACAUUUUGGUGUAAGAAAUUGCCAUACAUUUUUCUAGCAUCUGCCAUAAUCACCCCUCCUAGUCAAUUACCUGUCCACACCACAAAUUAAUGAUAUAAUAUGUGAUUGUAGUUUGAUUCCAUUUAUGUACAUUUUCAAUAAAAUUAUGAUGAAAAA
Messenger RNA from Salvelinus namaycush (lake trout), 3629 nucleotides. Its product is annotated as septin-6. NCBI's taxonomy places the organism in Eukaryota, Metazoa, Chordata, Actinopteri, Salmoniformes, Salmonidae. Gene Ontology annotation, biological process: cytoskeleton-dependent cytokinesis; cilium assembly. The coding region runs from base 61 to 1365 and encodes 434 amino acids. Gene Ontology annotation, molecular function: GTPase activity; molecular adaptor activity; GTP binding. Gene Ontology annotation, cellular component: septin complex; microtubule cytoskeleton; septin ring. The record is from RefSeq and is a predicted model, not a curated record. The transcript is spliced from 10 exons.